GAAAGUGAAAAAUUUACACUGUCACUGUUGUCGGCUAAAGUGAGAUUGUAAAUACCAGCGACUUUGAAAUUUUAAAUAAGAAAUAUUUGCCUUAUUACGAAAUAAUAAUGAGGGAUGUCAACAUUUAUUUGUCUGCUCAACAAUCUAAAAGUUCUCCUGAGAGAGCUGAGGAAUGGGCACAGCUGGAAGAAUAUUAUAAUAAAAAAUUAUGGCAUCAGCUUACUUUAAAACUCCUUGAUAUUGUAAAGGCUCCUUACUUUCAAGAAGGAACAGCUCUUGUAGAUUUGUAUGACAAUUUCCUCUCAGACUUUGAGAAUAAGAUCAGCCCUUUGUCCCUUGUUGAAAUCUUAAAAUUUGUUGUUAAGCAGAUAGCCGAUUAUGACAAGAAAGUGGAGUUUAUGACUAAAACAAAAGAAAAGGUAAAAGGAAAUAAUGAAGCUGUUAUUUUAUGCAAUAUCAUUCUGGGGUUAUUGAAACUGGAAAAAGGAGAUUUAGAAGGUGUUAAAAAAAUAAUUGAAGAAACAGAAACAAUGAUUGAUGCAAUGGAUGGAAUUACUACUGUCCACGGCAGGUACUACCAACUGUCCAGUGAUUAUCACCAAAUCAAUGGGCAGCAUGCCCAAUACUAUAGAGAUGCUCUACGUUAUUUGGGUUGUACGAGCCUGGAUGACAUAGAUCUUGAAGAAAAGAAAUCUAGAGCAUUUACCCUAUCUUUGGCUGCUUUACUUGGGGAAGGUGUAUAUAAUUUUGGAGAACUGCUUGCACAUCCUAUUCUAGAUUCUUUAAAAGGAACCAGUAAGGAAUGGGUUGUCGAACUUUUGUACACUUUCAAUAGUGGAAAUUUGGCAAAAUAUGAAACCCUGAGAACAUUUUGGAGUGCACAAGCUGAUCUUGCUGCUCAUGAGAUAGAUCUGCGUCAGAAAAUUUCUUUGUUAUGUUUAAUGGAGAUGACUUUUAAGAGGCCUGGCAACAAUCGUGUUUUAACAUUUUCAGAAAUAGCAAAUGAAACUAGAUUACCUGAAAAUGAGGUGGAAUUAUUAGUGAUGAAAGCAUUAUCAUUGGGCCUUGUCAAAGGUUCAAUUGAUCAAGUAGACAAAACAGUGAAUAUGUCCUGGGUUCAACCUCGAGUGCUAUCAUUGGAACAGAUUGGCAACAUGAAGCAAAGACUUGAUCGUUGGUGCCAAGAAGUGCAGAGCAUGGAGAUGUUACUUGAAAAUAAAGCUUAUGAUAUUCUAACAUAAUAAUUGACUUUAUUUUCUCAUAUUUCAUUAUUAACAUUUUUCAUAAACUGUAUGUAAAAACAAAUAAAAUUAUUGUUCUUAUUUCAUAAGUUUUUAUGGAUCAAAUACAUAUUUGGAAUUUGACUUUUAAGGAAAAAACCUAAUAUAGUGCUA
Molecule: messenger RNA, 1394 nt
Organism: Uloborus diversus
Lineage: Eukaryota; Metazoa; Arthropoda; Arachnida; Araneae; Uloboridae
Product: 26S proteasome non-ATPase regulatory subunit 13-like
Exons: 13
Coding region: 108-1241 (377 amino acids)
Biological process (GO): ubiquitin-dependent protein catabolic process
Cellular component (GO): proteasome regulatory particle, lid subcomplex; nucleus; cytosol
Molecular function (GO): structural molecule activity
Source: RefSeq, a predicted model, not a curated record